UCAAUGUCAAGUAAAUUCCUGGAAAAGCUGGUUAAAAAGCAGACAGAAUUAAUCAAUGUCAAGUAAAUUCCAAGAAAAGGUGGUUAAAAGCUUCCUCCUAGCAACAGACGACCUUCGGAAAAACCCUGGAGGUCACAUGAUCAGUGAGUAUAUAAGAAGCCCCACUAUACGAGCGAAAUCAGUCUGCACGGCUCGGGUGGACCUACAAGCAGACCGACAACCAGGUAAGCCAGCCAUCUUACUAUGCCCUGUUUGAAUUUUUCUCCUUUCUGUGCCUAGAUGUACUACACUAGGCAAGCUUUGAAUCUUGUACGGGCGCAGACAUAAGGCGGGAAAUUCAAACUUUCCUUUUGCCACUUGCAGAAAUUUAAACGCCGUUUCUUGUUUAGGACGCAAUGGAGCGAGAUUCGCCCGAGCCAAAACGUCAAAAGGUGGAUCAUCAUGACCAGGUACCUCUACAUAUUCUGCUAGAAUAUAUGUUUGAUGGUCCACAUGUCUAUAGGGACAGCAUGGACGAACUCGUCGAGAAGGUGACUCAGGACUUGCCACUCAGUAUGUCCAACCAUUGGAUUUCUCUGCGUACCUUGCUAGAGCGCUGGACCAAAUACCAGGAGACGAUAUAUCCCAAUCAGGAGCAGCACGAACGGGAAUGGAUGAAGAUUACCAAUCCCCUCCGGUUCCAGCCAGAUGGGCAGAGGAGUUACGACGGGUUCCGAAGAGACGAAGAAUUGUGCACGAUGUUAUUCCCGUUGGAAGUCUUGGAGAAGCUGAGAGCCUGUAUCAAACGCUCACGCGAAGCUUUGAGGACCCCCGGUCAGGAUUCGCAUUCACAGCCGUCUCUUUUCACCUCGACGGAUGCCGAAAACCCCACGUGCACGUGGUCCACGACUGCGCAUGGUCGAACGGAUCGUGCCGAUGCGUUGCCUUCUAUGGGAUCCACCGUCGACCAAAUCGCGCUUCGAUUUGGACUAGUAAUGCCACCGGGUGGGACUACUGGCGUCUCGUCGUGUAUCUUGCUACAAACCCCCGUCGGCUCAAGCACUUUGCGGUGGCAGGAGCCGAUUGGCGCGAAUACCUUGGAGCUGCGCCUGUGGAACACGGAGGACAUACUGGAUGUGGAAGCUCACGAACAGUGGAAACAUUACUUGGAGCAUUUCCGAGUACAAGUGCCUGUGAAGACUGCUCCAGAAAUACAGGAGGCGAUCAAGACGCUGUGUCGCUACGCCCAGGAACGAGUACUGCAGGUCAAACCAGAAGACGUCAAAACGCACAUACUGAAGAAUCGCUGUACCGAGUCAUCAUCCAAAAUCCGGUUUCGCCGCUAAACAGUAUAAUCCGAACGCCGGUAUGGCUAGACAGUCCAGACUUGCGCUUUAUACGACUAGACGAUAAACGCUUGCAACGCGCGAUUCAGGUACUUAACGAGCAGCUGUGCAACUGGACUACUCUAGAUUACAUUCAGCUCUAUUCCACAACUAACCCACUUUUUGACGCGCCUCACGGCAACAUUAGUGCUUAUUACAUGGACGUGACCGCAUCGUACGACGCCAUGGUACGUUUGCUCGAGUAUCAACUCGGAGAGGAGGUGCAGGAGUUUGUACACGACUUGUACAAUUUACUAGAACGUCGCGUGCCCAAGAAAAACUGUAUGGAAGUGGUGUCACCCCCUAGUGCAGGUAAAAACUUUUUCUUUGAUGCCGUCAUCAGCUUUUAUAUUAACCGCGGCACCAUUCACAACUUUAAUCGCUAUUCAAACUUUCCGCUCCAGGACGCGGUAGGUAAGCGAGUGCUCAUUUGGAACGAGCCAAACUGCGAAUCUGCUGCAUACGAAACGAUCAAGAAAAUUUUUGGUGGUGAUGUGGACAAUGUAGCGGUCAAGUACUCGCCGGACAUGAUUGUGACGCGGACCCCAGUGAUUGUGCUCAGCAACAACGAGACCUUCCCACGUGACGAAGCCUUCAACCACAGAAUGUUUCGCUACAAGUGGCGCUCCUGUCCAGCCCUCAAGCAGUACGACAAGAAGAUUCAUCCCCUCGCACUCAUCUCCCUCUUUGACAACUACCUGGACGACCAAGAAUACAAACUGCAAAGAAACUUUAAAUAAAUGCUUGAA
Messenger RNA from Ixodes scapularis (black-legged tick), 2113 nucleotides. RefSeq lists its product as uncharacterized. NCBI's taxonomy places the organism in Eukaryota, Metazoa, Arthropoda, Arachnida, Ixodida, Ixodidae. Gene Ontology annotation, biological process: viral genome replication. The coding region runs from base 650 to 2104 and encodes 484 amino acids. The record is from RefSeq and is a predicted model, not a curated record. The transcript has a single exon.